This is a messenger RNA of Scomber scombrus (Atlantic mackerel), 1011 nucleotides long. Its product is annotated as gamma-crystallin M2-like. Lineage: Eukaryota; Metazoa; Chordata; Actinopteri; Scombriformes; Scombridae. The record is from RefSeq and is a predicted model, not a curated record. The transcript is spliced from 6 exons. Gene Ontology annotation, biological process: visual perception; lens development in camera-type eye. The coding region runs from base 1 to 1011 and encodes 336 amino acids. Gene Ontology annotation, molecular function: structural constituent of eye lens.
AUGCCUGGAAAACCUUGUAGAAUGAGCUUCAACACCUUAGCAGAAUUUCCAUCCCAUGCUGAUACUCACCAGUCUCUGUACAAGGUGCAGAACCACAGAGGUGCUGCUGCAGAGACACCAGGAAGUCUUCUGGAGGACUCAGAUGUUCCACUUCUACCUGCAGGGGCAGAGACCAUAGACACAAUAAAGAGUAGACGCUGCAUCGACCGCUACUGCCUAUUGGCGCUGGUGAGCCGUGUGGCCGCCAUCUUGGAACGGUCACCGGCUCCACUCAGUAGACGCCUUGGAAUGACCGACUUUAAAUCCACCAUCCAGAUCCCUGACCUGGCCCUCCCAGCCUCCACGUGGAGGGUCGGUGUUUGGAGAAAGGGCUACAGCUGCCCAGGUGCUAUAAAGAGCAGCAGCUGCCGCACAGGUAACACACAACAACCACUGACCUGUAGCAGCAACAGCAGCAGCAACCAACAAACCGGCAACAUGAUGAGCAAGAUCGUUUUCUACGAGGAGAGGAACUUCCAGGGUCGUUCCUAUGAGUGCAGCAGCGACUGCCCUGACAUGUCCUCCUACAUGAGCAGGUGCCACUCCUGCAGGGUGGAGAAGGGCUGCUUCAUGGUCUAUGACCGCACCAACUUCAUGGGUAACCAGUACUUCAUGAGGAGGGGCGAGUACGCUGACUACAUGAGCAUGAUGGGCAUGAGCGACUGCAUCAAGUCCUGCCGCAUGAUCCCCAUGCACCGUGGAUCUUACAGGAUGAAGAUCUACGAGAGGGAGAACUUCGACGGUCAGAUGCACGAGCUGAUGGACGACUGUGACAACAUCAUGAGCCGUUACAGCAUGUCCAACUGCAUGUCCUGCAACACGAUGGACGGACACUGGCUCAUGUACGAGCAGCCCUGCUACAGGGGCAGGAUGAUGUACAUGAGGCCUGGAGAGUACAGGAACUUCAUGAACAUGGGCAUGAACAACAUGAAGUUCAUGAGCAUGAGGCGUAUCAUGGACUCUUAUUAUUAG